AUGAAGUCUGCGGCCAUUGCUCUCAGCCUAGGUGCCGUCGCCAACGGCCUCGCGGUCCGCGGCGGAUGCCAGCUUCACUUGAGCGCCGGCGGCGACGUCGUCGGCUGCGUCGGCGAAAUCUCCUCUGGGCAGGUUCGCGCUGGCAACGGCGUCCAGUCCUCUACAUUUACCUUUACCAGUGGCGGGCUCACCGACGACAAGGGCCGCGGAUGCUGGUGGACUCCCCCUACCGGCGUCCUCCAGUGUGAUGAGGGUCAAGCCCCGGACACCGGAUUCACCAUCGGCUGCGACGGCAAGGUCUCCUGGAAUGGCCAGACCACCUUCUUCGAGUGCGCUACCGGCGAACAGGGCCAGUGGAACAUCUACAACAAACAGGACCAGGGCGCCAACUGCGGCAAGGUCACCCUCACGGCCGACGGCUGCCACGCCGCUUGCCCGCCACCCCCUCCUCCGCCUCCUCCUCCCCCCGCCCAGACCUGCCCGACCAACCUCAACGGCCCGUACGAGUUCCCGCAUCUCAUCAUACCCGUCUCCAAAUCUAGCCCCGACACGGCAGCCGGCACCUCCUACUUCGGCGUCGUCAACGGUGACACCUCCUCCAUUUUCAACUUCGACAUCCCCGCCGGCGACCAGGGCAAGAAGUGCAGCCUCGUCUUCCUCUUCCCCAAGCAGGCCGACUUGGAGACAUCGAGCUUCACCUUCUCCGGUGACGGCAAGCUCGACUUCACCCAGCUGAAGGCUGCCGCCACCGAGGGCACCACCUACAACAACCAGCCCGGCAAGGCGGCAGAUCUCGGCCAAGUGACAGUCGCCCCCGGAAACUCGUACAGCAUUGCUACGUUUGACUGCCCCGCGGGCCAGCGCGUCGCCUACGAGAUCUCGGCGGCCGGCAACACCGACUUCAAGUACUUCCAGGACUACAACCCCUCGCCGAUUGGUCUCUACAUCACCAAGUGCUGA
This is a messenger RNA of Cordyceps fumosorosea ARSEF 2679, 960 nucleotides long. RefSeq names its product Ubiquitin 3 binding protein But2. Bases 1 to 960 code for a protein of 319 amino acids. The transcript is spliced from 2 exons. Lineage: Eukaryota; Fungi; Ascomycota; Sordariomycetes; Hypocreales; Cordycipitaceae. The record is from RefSeq and is a predicted model, not a curated record.